AUGGCACCUCCAAUGAGCCCUCUCCCUUCUUUCAACCAACUCCCCUUACGAGAAGGUGACCCACCACAUUCAGCAUGGGGACUGUGGGGCAACGGUUCAGACAGUGCACUGGGAUCACUGAACUAUCUCACGGAUGAUUUGGUCCUGAGAACAAUCCAACAAGAAAUCAAAACAGGAGAGAGAGUUGGUCUAAACCUCGCUUUGGAUCUGUUCGAUCCUCCCCUUUUGGGAAGGGCUGGUUUCAAAAAAAGUAUCAUUGACAAGAGCCCACUGGUAGUGAACGAUGACGUGAUCAGCUUUAACACACAAGGAAGUUCUCAAUGGGAUAGCUUGCGUCAUUUUGCCUACCAGCAGGACCAGAAGUUCUAUAACGGAACUACCCAGGCCGAGAUUCAUGCAGAUUGUAACACAUCCGUGAACGGUCUUCAAGCUUGGGCACCACGGGGACUUGCCGGUCGCGGUGUUUUGAUAGAUUAUUAUUCAUAUGCUAUUCGAGAGGGUAUCGACGUGCAGCACUUCUCCUCUCAUCCAAUCUCACUCGAUAACAUGCUGAGUAUUGCAAAGGAGCAAAACGUUGAGUUCCGUACAGGAGAUGUGCUCUUUUUGCGUACGGGAUAUGUUGCAGGCUAUAAAAAGUUAGACCAAGCUGGACGCGAGAGGGUGGCUGGUGUCCGUGAAUGGUGUGGUCUACGGCAGUCGCGUGAAACCACAGAGUGGUUAUGGGAGAGACAGUUCGCUGCUCUAGCGAGUGACUCGCCUGGCUUUGAAGUUCGACCGCCAACGGAAAAAGCAUGGCAUCUUCAUCCAAUCAUGUUGGCUGGAUGGGGAACACCCUUAGGGGAGCUAUUCGAUCUGGAUGCUCUGGCUGAGCUAUGUGUGAAAAACGGGCGGUGGUCUUUCUUUUUCACUUCUGCCCCCUUGAACUAUUCUGGGGCUGUGGCAUCUCCUCCAAAUGCGACGGCCAUUAUGUGA
Messenger RNA from Penicillium longicatenatum, 972 nucleotides. RefSeq lists its product as uncharacterized. Bases 1 to 972 code for a protein of 323 amino acids. The transcript is spliced from 5 exons. The record is from RefSeq and is a predicted model, not a curated record. NCBI's taxonomy places the organism in Eukaryota, Fungi, Ascomycota, Eurotiomycetes, Eurotiales, Aspergillaceae. Gene Ontology annotation, molecular function: arylformamidase activity.